AUGAUUUCGGUUUGUGAUGUGAAGGAUCGUGUAGCCAUCCUUGCGGAUGAAAUGGCUGUUGUAUGUGGCAUCCUGAUAUGCCAUGCUGCAGAUAAGUUAUUUUCUGCUUCAGCCACCAAAGUUUAUGCUAUUCUGACUUGUGGAAUCUUCUAUGGACCAGCUAUUUCCAGGAUUAAUAAUGCUGCAUUUGAGUUGGUGGUAGUCACAAAUACAAUUCCACAAAAGGAUAAAAUGAAAUACUGCUCUAAAAUCUAGGUUAUUGACAUUUCAGUGAUAUAGGCUGAAGCAAUGUGGACAACACACAAUGGUGAAUCUGUGUCUUACCUAUUCAGUCAUGUUCUACUAUAA
Molecule: messenger RNA, 348 nt
Organism: Dromiciops gliroides (monito del monte)
Lineage: Eukaryota; Metazoa; Chordata; Mammalia; Microbiotheria; Microbiotheriidae
Product: ribose-phosphate pyrophosphokinase 2-like
Exons: 1
Biological process (GO): purine nucleotide biosynthetic process; 5-phosphoribose 1-diphosphate biosynthetic process
Cellular component (GO): cytoplasm; ribose phosphate diphosphokinase complex
Molecular function (GO): magnesium ion binding; ribose phosphate diphosphokinase activity
Source: RefSeq, a predicted model, not a curated record